AUGUCUCGUCCAACCCGUAUGAUUCUAGAGAAUCACCAAACAGCCCCAUUUUACGCUAACUCUAACUCUCAAGGUGUGAAAACCAAUUACUACCCUGGUGACGAGGUAUGCCAAGGUCUCUCCGUAAAUGGAGAGACGACCAUCUUCUCUAGAGAGGGUGCACCUUUACUUGCUACUUAUGGAUUCAAGGAACAAUGUCUUCAGUUGAAACCUUUUCAGGUAGAUGAUGAAUAUUACCGAUUAUUACCAUUGAAUAGCAAAUUUGAUUGUUCCAAAAUAAUCAUCAACCCUACUGACGUCUCAUCUUCUCUGGAUAAUCUAAUGGACGUGAGAUACUUAAAAGCGGAUAUUUGGAAUCAUGAUGACCAAAGGUAUCGAAGAGCAUUGGAUACUUGCAUAAAACUUACUACUGGUACUUCUCAUGGUUACCAUGAAAGCGAAGAAGGACAGACGUCUGAAUAUAAUCGUUGGCAUUAUGGUCGAUCCAAGGACUUUGUGGAAGACUAUGCUAAUUUCCUGGAAGAGAAUGAAAGAGAAGCUGGACAGAUUGGACAAAUUGGAAAAGUUGGAAGAGAGGCCUCCGCGAAUGACGAUGUUCAGAGUACGAUCGAUCGCAUCAUCGAAACACACGGAACGGCUAUGCCAGGACUCCCUGAUCCAUCAACAAGACAUGGCGUUCAGGCCACUGUUCAAAUGGGUGGCACCCAAACAUAUUCCAUGAUCGGAGGUGCAUCUCGGAGUCCUCAAGGCAAUGGUCAUGGAUAUGGAUAUGAACAUGGAAGUUUCGGUGAUACUCAAGGAUAUUCUGCAAGUAAUCAAUCUGGAAAUAAUCCCUACCAUGUCACCUCGGCCCACGGAUCCCUACCAGAAUAUAACCAAUGUAUCCGGUACCAAAUGCAGCACCAGCCAGGGGGCAGCUGGUUACCCCACGGAUCAUACUCUGCUCAGACUGUUACCCCCCAAAUGGGCGAACAAGGACAUCACGAGGACUCCAUGGAGGAAAAUCACGUUACCAGAUCUAUCAAUGAAAUGUUGGAUCGCUUCAGCUAG
Molecule: messenger RNA, 1050 nt
Organism: Kwoniella botswanensis
Lineage: Eukaryota; Fungi; Basidiomycota; Tremellomycetes; Tremellales; Cryptococcaceae
Exons: 2
Coding region: 1-1050 (349 amino acids)
Source: RefSeq, a predicted model, not a curated record